Messenger RNA from Bactrocera tryoni, 1873 nucleotides. RefSeq lists its product as uncharacterized. NCBI's taxonomy places the organism in Eukaryota, Metazoa, Arthropoda, Insecta, Diptera, Tephritidae. The transcript has 4 exons. Gene Ontology annotation, biological process: meiotic chromosome segregation. Bases 170 to 1450 code for a protein of 426 amino acids. Gene Ontology annotation, cellular component: nucleus; chromosome, centromeric region. The record is from RefSeq and is a predicted model, not a curated record.
CAUAAUUUGUAUGUAUAAAGCAUGAGUUACAUAUUUUUAAUUCUAAAAACAAGGCUGUCUAUUUUCUGUGUAACUUCAGAGUUCGGUGGUUAUAUAUAAAGUCAGAGAACUUGGAUUCUUAGUUGUUUGGAAAACUUUUCUAAUAAAUUUGCUUGUUGGAUUUAUUACAAUGGGUGACUACAAGCUACUCAAUAAGGAGUUAGUCGAUGCUAAUAGAGAAUUAAAACAAACUAUUGCAACAUAUCAAAAUGAAUUGGUUUUAACGCGUGCGGAGUUAAUGGAACAGCAUCGAAUACGUGUUGAGGGCGAGCGCGAAUAUCGUGAUCGCGUACUCUCAUUAGUAGCACAUAAUUUUAUGGCAUUAAUGCGUGAUAUCGAUGCCAACGUAAAUGUACAAGAAUUACUGAGUUGUAACAGUUGUGAACAAAACUCAAAUUACACCAAUACUGUUAAUGCUAAAAGUGAUAGCGCCAGUUUCAGACGAAGAAGCACACAUCUUGUCAGAGAAUUUCGUCGUUCUAGUGCAGUGACCCGCCAAAUUAGUAUACAGUUGUCGCCAACACGACGACCAUACGAAAGUCAUGCUAUUAUCGAGCAAACUGAAACCAGUAAAUUAGAAGAAUCUGAAUCUGGUAGUGAUAUGGAUUUGGAAAACUCUAUAACUGAAGAUAAUGUAAUUGAUGUAGAACGCGAAGGGAGCUACGAAAAUGCAGAUUUGCAUUGCAUAAGGGAAGCCAGUGAAGAAGAAUGUGAAGAAAAUGAUGACGGUAGAAAGUGUACAGUAGUUGAUAAACGGAAUAGGCAACCAAUCAGAGAUAUAUCCAAUAUUCAUAAGGAGCAAGUCGAAAACAGAUAUUAUGUCACAAAACGUGGAAAAGAGCGUAAUCGGCGCAGAGACACUGAAAAUUCUAUAGAAGUUCCACGUAAUGUGGAAGUUGAUGGCAUGGAAGUAGAGGAUGAUUUGAUUCAGACAAUGAACCAAACGUUACAUGUUUCGGACAGCCAAAUAACAGAUAAUAAUGAUAAGUGGAUGGAAGUGAAUCCAGAAAAUUUUAAACGUCAUGUUGUAGUGAAAGUUAAACGCAUGCAUGAACCACAACCGGCAGUGGUACACUUGAACACAAAAGAGAACACACUUAUACCAGAAUAUGAGAUUUCAGUCGAAAACAUAAGAAAUGAUGAGUUAAGUUUGGGUAUAACCCAAUUUUCUAUGGGUAAUUUCUUGGAAGCAUCCUGCAGUACGCCAUGUCAUGGCAUGAAAGCAGCAAUGGCAGAGGGAACGACUGAUGAAACCAAUUGCGAUGGCUCAUGCAGUGCGUCAUCACAGACAACAAGCCUAUGCUUGCGGCCAUCACGCAGAUGUGCGCCAACAACUUUAGCGGAGCCUAGUUUAAGAGUAAAACUACGGAGCGAUAGUGGCAAAAGGAAAGGAUCUACGAAGAAGCGUUAAAUAAUAUUUAGUUAUUAAAAAGUUAUGCAAGAUUCUUUUAAUAAUAUUGUCAUAGUCAUUAGUUCCACUCAUGAUACUGUUUAGUAUUUAUUUUUCAAGUAGUUUGUGUUAGCUGCAAUUGAAAUUCUGGGGAGAAUUUGUAAUAAUAAAGCCUACAUUUUUUAUACCAGUAAUUGAGCAUUUCUGUAUGAAUACAGAGCUCCAACAAGCAUAAAACAAAGUAAACUGAUUUUUUCCUUAGCUCAUUAGUUAGUUAUUAUAAAAAUUAUAGUUUGUUAUUAUAAAAACAGCAAGCGACGAAAUAAGUCGUUUGCUAGUAUUGAUUUUGGUUUAAAAGCACUAGUUGUUAAAUAAAGAAGACGCUAAAUUUAUGUAUAACGGAGAUAAGAAAAGGAACCGUUGUAGUGGUACUAUUAUACGAAA